AUGCACUACACUGCAGCCUCAUGGCACAGAGUUUCAGACGAUACCAUUCGGAAUUGUUUCCUAAAAGCCGAAUUUGGAAAUGAAGUACAUGACCAUGGUGGAAAUAAUCAUACCGACGAUAUUUCAAUUGAUGAUGAAGAAUGGAAUCGACUUGAAGAGCAGGCAUCAUUUGAGGAUUACGUGAACGUUGAUGAAAACUUCGUGACUACAGAACCCAUGACUAUCGCUGAGAUAGUUCAGUGUGCAUCGCUGGACCUGGACGAGGAAGAAACUGACGAUGAGGAUGAUACAGAAGGGCCUCAGCAUUCCUUCGUGACGUUUAACGAUGCAGUAGAUGCAUUAGAAAUAAUCAAACAAUUUGUGAUGCGCCACAAUAUUUCUAACGAGAUAAUGUCAGAGAAAUCCCGUUGA
This is a messenger RNA of Schistocerca nitens (vagrant locust), 411 nucleotides long. RefSeq lists its product as uncharacterized. NCBI's taxonomy places the organism in Eukaryota, Metazoa, Arthropoda, Insecta, Orthoptera, Acrididae. The transcript has a single exon. The record is from RefSeq and is a predicted model, not a curated record. The coding region runs from base 1 to 411 and encodes 136 amino acids.